Messenger RNA from Branchiostoma floridae (Florida lancelet), 2098 nucleotides. Its product is annotated as zinc finger and SCAN domain-containing protein 12-like. The record is from RefSeq and is a predicted model, not a curated record. Gene Ontology annotation, cellular component: nucleus. Gene Ontology annotation, biological process: regulation of transcription by RNA polymerase II. The transcript has 14 exons. Gene Ontology annotation, molecular function: DNA-binding transcription factor activity, RNA polymerase II-specific; RNA polymerase II cis-regulatory region sequence-specific DNA binding. The coding region runs from base 513 to 1814 and encodes 433 amino acids. Lineage: Eukaryota; Metazoa; Chordata; Leptocardii; Amphioxiformes; Branchiostomatidae.
CUAGAUCUGCCGCGCCGCAUGCACGCUCGCUUGAAGUCGUCCACACUAUUGGUUUGAGAACUUUAGAAGCUGAACCUGUGGACUCACCUGAAGUCAAGGCUGAAGAGGUUGAAAAAGAACUGGUUGAAUCUCCUGUUAUCAACCCAGAUUCUGAAUCUGAGCAGGUCAACUCUGCUGCUGCAGACUCACUGACGUUGAAGAAAAGCCAACGGCAGAAAUCUUCGAGGCUACUGAAGAGAAACCUCAGGUUGAAAGUACCAAAGCUGGGGAAGAAGAAGGCAAAUCUUCUGCUGCAGACAACAUUGUUAACGAGGUUGAAGAAAAGUCUGAGGUUAGCAGUACCAAAGAGAAAGCUUCAGCUGCCUCUGAAGGACCAGUUGAACCUGUCAUUGCAGAAGUUGAAGCUGAGCCAGUUGUGACUCCCAAAGCAGAAAUCAAAACUGGCACUGACACCACGACGGCACUGUCAGGAAACUCAGCACCAAAACAGAGCGAUCCACCCAGCGUCCACCAUGGGCAACCCAACGUCCACCACGGGCCCAGACCACUCUUGUAACUGUCAGGGCCAACACAGAGCGAUCCACCCAGCGUCCACCAUGGGCAACCCAACGUCCACCACGGGCCCAGACCACUCUUGUAACUGUCAGGGCCAACACAGAGAAAUAAUGGCAACCCUGCAAGAACUGGUGGGAAAGGCACUUAAACAACAACAUCCCAAGCCCUUCCUGAGAAAGAUCAUGGAAAUCCUUCGACAAGAGCUGACAACAACUGAGGACACACCAGAUGAUUCUGAUGACUCAGAGUCAGAACCUGAUCAAACACUCGACUUGUUCCCAGAUGAAGAAGAAGUCAGCGUCGUUCCAGACACAAUCCUUGAAGAGAACUCUGUGGAUCUGGAAGACCAAGACCAAGACCUCCACCUGGUGUUGGAAGAAACUGAGCUUAAUGAACAUGUUGAUGAAACAGCAGACUACGAGGAAGGUGCAGUGCUGCAGGAGGAAACAGUGACAUUUGUUGCGGACGACACAGAAGAUGCAGAAUCUGAUGUUGUUCUCGAUUCCAUAUUAGAGGAGGCAGUUGAACAAGAAGCUGGGGAAGAGGUCGAGGAACAAGAAGCUGGGGAAGAGGUCGAGGAACAAGAAGCUGGGGAAGAGGUCGAGGAACAAGAAGCUGGGGAAGAGGUCGAGGAACAAGAAGCUGGGGAAGAGGUCGAGGAACAAGAAGCUGGGGAAGAGGUCGAGGAACAAGAAGCUGGGGAAGAGGUCGAGGAACAAGAAGCUGGGGAGGAGGUCGAGGAACAAGAAGCUGGGGAGGAGGUCGAGGAACAAGAAGCUGGGGAAGAGGUCGAGGAACAAGAAGCUGGGGAAGAGGUCGAGGAACAAGAAGCUGGGGAGGAGGUCGAGGAACAAGAAGCUGGGGAUGAGGUCGAUGGGGAAGAGGUCGAGGAACAGGAAGCUGUUCCAAAGCGGCACACAUGCAAAGAGUGUGGCUUUAGCACACGAUUCAGAUGUGCACUGGUCAAACACAUGUCGAACAUUCACACGGGGAAAAGACCGUUCACAUGUGAUUUUGAAGGAUGCAGCUAUGGUGCUACAACGAAAUACCAUAUGACUAUACACAUGAGGAUACACACAGGUGAAAGGCCUUUCAGAUGUGAGGAGUGCGACUAUACAGCAGCACAGAAGUCCACUCUAACCAGACAUAUGAGAGUCCAUUCAGGUGAAAGGCCUUUUAUCUGCGACAGAUGCGACUAUAGGGCAGCGCAGAGAAUUUCAAUCACUCGCCAUAUGAGGAUACAUGCAAUGAACAAGUAAUUGUCUCCCCACACCAUCAGUACUCAUCUAUCAGUGAAAGUUCACCGAAGACACAGGACAACGGCCAGGGAACUGUUUGACAGAUGGAAGAAGGCAACACAGAGGAAAUCUAAAACAAGGAGAUGGUUGUUCAGAACUUAUAAUGAUUGUUUAGAAGUAUUGUUUCAUUUUUAAUUGUCGAAUUGUGCUCAAGGAACCUGGAACAUAAUUAGGUCACUUGUUUUAUACUCGUUUUUAAACCUGGUCAUUCAAUAAAGAUUUCAAUAAAGAUUGAAGCUUCUGGA